UGUGUGUGUGUGUGUGUGUGUGUGUGUGUGUGUGUUCUGGUAAUCAUCACUUUGUGGGGACAAGAAUCUGUUUACACAGUCACGUAAUGGGGACCUCUUGCGUUGUGGGGACCAAAAAUCAGGUCCCCAUAAGGUUAACCCAUUUAAUUGGAUAGAGGAACUAUUCUGAAGGUUCUGGGCGGAGUUUUAGCAUUGGCCCAUAACACAUGAUUAUCAAGUAUUGUGCGUGUGUGUAGCGGGAGCUCUGCUGCGCCCCCAAACAUUUUUGUCUGGUAAUGCACUCACUUCUCCACACACACAUUUUCCAAUUAUGGGUGGGUACCGCCCACUUCCGGGUCCUCGUUAGGAAGGAGUUCGACAGCAACUUGAAAAUACAAGUAUUAAAUUGACAACGUUACUUCACACGGAGAACAAAGAAGAAGAUUAACGUUAUUUACUGAAGAUGCCAACGAUCUGAACUUCUGCCGAGGAUAAAAGUGAAGCUUAAGUUUGAAAUGCCACCACGAAUCAGCCCCCUUAAGGAUGCCAUGCAUCAUGUUGUUUCAAAAACUGACAAAACAUUCAAAUUAGAUGUGAAGUAUAUCAAUGCAGUGAAAGGACGUGGUCUAUUUGCAAAGGCUGCCUUUUGCAAAGGUGAUUUUGUUGUUGAGUACAGGGGAGAUAUGAUAAAUGAAGCAGAACUUCAGAGGAGAAGAAAACGUUACCACGCAUCCUGUGCUGCAUUUAUGUUUGAUUUCAAGUGGCGAGGGAAAACAUGGUGUAUUGACGCGUCAAGGGAAGAUGGAUCGUAUGGGCGUAUCGCUAAUGAUUGCCACAAUCAUCCAAAUUGUAAGAUGAAAAAAAUUGACGUCAAUGGAAAGCCUCACCUUUGUCUGUUUGCCCUGAAUGACAUUAAAGAAGGAGAAGAAAUUGCCUAUGAUUAUGGGGGAGAAGACUACCCAUGGAGAACACAAAUGACCAGAGUUGCUGUUAAUACCAGCACAGUGAAUGACUCUGAUCCUUCUCUCCAGUCAGUGACUCAGAUGGAUGAAGAAUCUGCUCAAAUCAACUCUCCUCAACAGAUGACCAGAGUUGCUGUUAAAACCAGCACAGUGAAUGCCUCUGAUCCUUCUCUCCAGUCAGUGACUCAGAUGGAUGAAGAAUCUGCUCAAAUCAACUCUCCUCAACAGAUGACCAGAGUUGCUGUUAAUACCAGCACAGUGAAUGACUCUGAUCCUUCUCUCCAGUCAGUGACUCAGAUGGAUGAAGAAUCUGCUCAAAUCAACUCUCCUCAACAGAUGACCAGAGUUGCUGUUAAAACCAGCACAGUGAAUGACUCUGAUCCUUCUCUCCAGUCAGUGACUCAGAUGGAUGAAGAAUCUGCUCAAAUCAACUCUCCUCAACAGAUGACCAGAGUUGCUGUUAAAACCAGCACAGUGAAUGACUCUGAUCCUUCUCUCCAGUCAGUGACUCAGAUGGAUGAAGAAUCUGCUCAAAUCAACUCUCCUCAACAGAUGACCAGAGUUGCUGUUAAUACCAGCACAGUGAAUGACUCUGAUCCUUCUCUCCAGUCAGUGACUCAGAUGGAUGAAGAAUCUGCUCAAAUCAACUCUCCUCAACAGAUGACCAGAGUUGCUGUUAAAACCAGCACAGUGAAUGACUCUGAUCCUUCUCUCCAGUCAGUGACUCAGAUGGAUGAAGAAUCUGCUCAAAUCAACUCUCCUCAACAGAUGACCAGAGUUGCUGUUAAUACCAGCACAGUGAAUGACUCUGAUCCUUCUCUCCAGUCAGUGACUCAGAUGGAUGAAGAAUCUGCUCAAAUCAACUCUCCUCAACAGAUGACCAGAGUUGCUGUUAAUACCAGCACAGUGAAUGACUCUGAUCCUUCUCUCCAGUCAGUGACUCAGAUGGAUGAAGAAUCUGCUCAAAUCAACUCUCCUCAACAGAUGACCAGAGUUGCUGUUAAUACCAGCACAGUGAAUGACUCUGAUCCUUCUCUCCAGUCAGUGACUCAGAUGGAUGAAGAAUCUGCUCAAAUCAACUCUCCUCAACAGAUGACCAGAGUUGCUGUUAAUACCAGCACAGUGAAUGACUCUGAUCCUUCUCUCCAGUCAGUGACUCAGAUGGAUGAAGAAUCUGCUCAAAUCAACUCUCCUCAACAGAUGACCAGAGUUGCUGUUAAUACCAGCACAGUGAAUGACUCUGAUCCUUCUCUCCAGUCAGUGACUCAGAUGGAUGAAGAAUCUGCUCAAAUCAACUCUCCUCAACAGAUGACCAGAGUUGCUGUUAAUACCAGCACAGUGAAUGACUCUGAUCCUUCUCUCCAGUCAGUGACUCAGAUGGAUGAAGAAUCUGCUCAAAUCAACUCUCCUCAACAGAUGACCAGCGUUGCUGUUAAAACCAGCACAGUGAAUGACUCUGAUCCUUCUCUCCAGUCAGUGACUCAGAUGGAUGAAGAAUCUGCUCAAAUCAACUCUCCUCAACAGAUGACCAGAGUUGCUGUUAAAACCAGCACAGUGAAUGACUCUGAUCCUUCUCUCCAGUCAGUGACUCAGAUGGAUGAAGAAUCUGCUCAAAUCAACUCUCCUCAACAGAUGACCAGAGUUGCUGUUAAAACCAGCACAGUGAAUGACUCUGAUCCUUCUCUCCAGUCAGUGACUCAGAUGGAUGAAGAAUCUGCUCAAAUCAACUCUCCUCAACAGAUGACCAGAGUUGCUGUUAAAACCAGCACAGUGAAUGACUCUGAUCCUUCUCUCCAGUCAGUGACUCAGAUGGAUGAAGAAUCUGCUCAAAUCAACUCUCCUCAACAGAUGACCAGAGUUGCUGUUAAAACCAGCACAGUGAAUGACUCUGAUCCUUCUCUCCAGUCAGUGACUCAGAUGGAUGAAGAAUCUGCUCAAAUCAACUCUCCUCAACAGAUGACCAGCGUUGCUGUUAAAACCAGCACAGUGAAUGACUCUGAUCCUUCUCUCCAGUCAGUGACUCAGAUGGAUGAAGAAUCUGCUCAAAUCAACUCUCCUCAACAGAUUGUGAUACAACACCGAAAUGAAAAUGACAUUUUUGUACCAAGACUGAGACGGACUAAAAGUAUUGUGAUGAAAGACAUUGAUCUUCAAGAUUCUGGUGAGCUCUUUGAUUCUACACCAGAGAGUUCAGAUAAUUAUGUUCCAGAUACCACUUCCGACAGUGACUGUGACAGUGAUGUUAGCCUUACACUGAACCCAACAAAACGUCAGCUUCUUGAUCAACUGGAUAUGAAUGAAUCUGCCUCUGUAAGCUCCCCUGACUGUGACUCAACAACGUCAGACAAUAUGCACAGCGUUACGUCUAAAGCAUCUGGAACAGUAGAAGAGCCCAGUUCAAGUCAGAACACAAUAGACUGCGUAGUUGUUAAUGCAUACCAUAAAAGAGAUGGUGGUAGAGUGUAUAACAAGAGACAUUACUGCUUGUAUUGCUCCAAACCUUACGCUAAGAUGGCAAGGCAUCUAGAAAGUUCACAUGCAAAUACAUCUGAUGUGGCUAGAGCUCUAAGCUUUCCAAAAUGUUCAAAGGAGAGAAAAAAACAGUUGGAUUAUAUUCGCAACAAAGGGAACUAUGCCCACAAUGCUGCGGUUAUGGAAUCAGGAAAGGGGGAACUGGUGCCAUUUAAACGACCACCUAAAAAAGCACUGGGAGAGGAUUUCAUGCAUUGUGCAUACUGUCAAGGACUUUUUACGAGAAAGGUCCUUUGGCGACAUAUGCGUUCUUGCAGACUUAAACCUCAGUCAGUCCCCCCCAAACCAGGAAAAAACCGUGUUCAGUCCAUGUGUACAUACACGGGGCCUGUGCCUUCAAACAUGACCAAACAACUGUGGGGAGUAAUCAGUGCCAUGAAUCCUGACCCAAUCACAGAUAUUAUAAAAAAUGACAAAGUAAUUACUGAAAUUGGGCAGCACUUGUUGAACAAAGGAGGGAUAUCAGCCAAAAAUCAACAGUAUGUGCGGGAGAAGAUGCGAGAAUUGGGACGGUUGAUUCACAAGGCGAGGAGAGUCACCUCGUUAAAAACGAUGGAAGAUUGUGUAAAUCCAAAGAAGUACAUGGAGACUGUCAAAGCUGUGAAGUAUACGUGUGGGUAUGACAGUGAAACAGACAAGUUCAUGAUUCCAUCGCUUGCAAAUAAGCUUGGGAAUUCCCUGGUUAAAGUGAGCAAACUCUUAAAAGCUCAGGGAUUAAUCUCAAAUGACAAACAGCUUGUUAAGAAUGCCAGUGAGUUUCUAGAAGUCCAUCAGAACAAGUGGAACGAGUUGAUCUCGGCUACAGCAUUGAGGAACAUCAGUGAAGCAAAGUGGAAUGUGCCCACUAUCAUGCCCUUUACUGAAGACGUCCAGAAAAUGCACACACAUCUCAGUGAAGUGCAAGAGAAGUGGUUCAAAACACUCUCUGGAAGUCCCUCUACUAAAACCUGGAUGGAGCUGGCAAAGGUGUGUCUAGCCCAGAUGAUUCUCUUUAACCGCCGCAGGGAAGGAGAGGUUUCGAGUAUGCCUUUGUCUGCAUUUCUUUCAAGAGACACUUCUCAUCCACAUGAGGAUGUGGACUGGGCACUUUCUGAAGUGGAAAAAAAACUCUGCAGACACUUCACAAGGGUUAUCACAAGAGGAAAGCGUGGUCGACCAGUUCCAAUUCUUCUGACUCCAAAAAUGCUAUGUGCCUUAGAACUCCUUGUUAAGCAGAGAGAGGUUUGUGGGGUUCUGAAAGACAAUCCCUAUAUGUUUGCAAGACCAGAAGCCAUGACACAUUUUCGAGGGUCAGACUGCCUCCGUGGCUUUGCUAAGGUGUGUGGCGCAAAGUGUCCCAAGUCACUGACAUCUACAAGGCUGCGAAAGCAUGCCGCAACGCUUUCAACAGUGCUGAAUAUGACUGACACCGAGAUGGACCAGCUGGCAAACUUCCUUGGACACGACAUAAGAAUCCAUCGUGAGUUCUAUCGACUCCCUGAGAAGACCUUGCAACUUGCCAAGAUCAGCAAAGUUCUAAUGGCACUUGAACAAGGAAGAUUAGCUGAGUUCCAUGGCAAGAACUUGGAUGAAAUUGGGAUAGAUCCUGAUGAAAAAGUUCUUAACUCUGAUGAGGAAGACGAGAGCAUAACAGAGGGACUCUGUUCAUCUACUGUUGACGAACCAUCUUCAGAGGUGGCACUUCCUCCUACCGAGAGGAGUGACAUGCCGCCACCACCCAAGAGACGCAGACUACCAGCAGAUGAAGAGAUGCCUACAGAAGCCAGUGCUGUGAGGCCUUCUUCCAAAGGUAAAAGUACCCAGAAGACACCCUGGCAGCAGACAGAGGUGCAGGCGGUGGAAAGGCACAUGCAGCGAUUCAUCACAUCGCUCACUGUACCAGCAAAGAGCGACUGUGAAAAGUGCUUGAAAGCUGAACCAGGAGCACUGAAGAACCGUGAUUGGAAGAAUGUAAAAUUUUACAUUUAUAAUCGUAUUACAGCUUACAAAAAGAAAUUCCAGUGCAAAUAAUAAUAAUGUGAACAUCAUGGCAGGUUUUGUUCAAAGAUUUUAAAGGGUUAAAGAUGUUUUAAGGUUUACUAUCCCUUUAAAACUACAGAAACACUUGUAGGCUAUAGAAUAAUUUUGUUUGCCAUAUGUUUUAUGAUGACUGUGAUGGCCACCAGUCGGAAAACAUUGAUCAAACAACAUUUCAAAUAGAGUGUCAUGUUUGCAGUACAGUAUGUUUAUGAUGACCGUGAUGACCACCAGUCGGAAAGCAUUGGUUGGACAAAGUUAAUUUAAAGUCGUAGUUUGUUUAAAUUCACAUGUAUGUGAAAGGAAGCAUGUGUGAAAGUUAUUUUUUUUUAUAUACUUUUAAUAUCAGGACCUUGUUUUUAGGUAUGACUUCAUUUUGAGUUUUGUGAAGCUGAGUUCAAUAAAAGUUGAAUUCCGCAA
This is a messenger RNA of Pimephales promelas (fathead minnow), 5909 nucleotides long. NCBI's taxonomy places the organism in Eukaryota, Metazoa, Chordata, Actinopteri, Cypriniformes, Leuciscidae. The record is from RefSeq and is a predicted model, not a curated record.